AUGGCACAAAAUAUGGAGGAAGGAACUGAUGCAGCGUCGAUAAAACCUGUUUCAUCGUUACGAUCGCACUUCGAAGGGCUGAAGGCCAAUCAAGCCCCGCCCGAUGACCGUGGAAGCAUACCUCUGUCUCCGCAAGUUUUGAAGCCCGUUGACGGACCGAGUCCACCUCCAAUAUUGCGAGCGUCGUUUGACCUACCCCGACCGAAAUCGCCAUGGGAAGGAGGGGGAAAUACAAGGCAGGGAGGACCACAUACUCCGGUCAAAGGAACCGAAUCGCCUCCCAAACCAGGUCACAAACGACCCAUGUCGAUGCUUCUUCAAUCCUCUCCCCAGCUCACUCCUUCCGUCAAAGUCGACUCGCCUAGAUCACCGCCGCGGACAUUCUUCGAACGGAGUUCUUCAAGAUCACCCGAGCGUGUCGACAAUACACCUUUCGCCAAAGUCCGCGAACUCAUCUCGCAACAUUCGAGCAGAGAAUCAACUCGACCUCCUACCCCUGGAGCCCCCAGCGGAGACCGUUCAGCGACCUUGAAAACGGUCGAGGAUGCAAACGGGACGGGAGAAGCGCAAGAAGCAAAAUCACCGGGAAGACCACCUCCAGUCAAUCGCGCCGAUAAACCGAAAAUACCGGCCAAGCCAUCCACCAUGGCCAUCCCCGUCACAAGCAGCGCCUUAAACACAGAGGUUCGCAGACCCUCUUCCGAGGCCCGGGUUUCGCCCUUCAGCACCCCUCCGAGCAGCGUUGAAAAUUCCCCAUCUCGAAGCCCUGAAUCGAUAGCUCCGUUACCGGCCGUGAGAUCGGUUGAACCUCUCCCAUUGACGAGCAACGUUAUCGCACAGCCUCACGCUGUUCCACCACCGGACCAAACUUCUGCUCGACCCAAAGACGCUCGACUUUGGGGAUUCUCGCACAAGACGUCUGCGCCCGAGAGAAAAGACCCCAGAAUGUUGGGCUUUACUGCCCCAGAGCCUCGACCACCUAGUCGCGGAUCCGAUUUACCCACGCGAGCGAAUACGGUCUCCGAGAAGCCCACCAGAGAUCCCCGUGAACUGGGCUUUUCAAGUGCAAAACCAUCAUCACCACGUCAUGUCUCGGAAACAAUUCGACAUGCACCUUCACCUCCCCCCCCACCAGUUCAACCGCCUCGCACCCAUCCCCUUCGUGACGCUCGUCAGCAUGGUUUCUCCGGUCAUCAAUCCCCGGACAUCGAAAUGACUGAGGAAGAGCCACAUCCUAAGCUCCCCCCCAGACGAAACAUCGAACCUCCGCCACGUCCCUCCAAUGAAUCGAAGAAUACGACAAGAUCGGGACCCCCGCCGGCUCAUGCUGGCGCCCCUGCCCCGGACCGGUCCAAGAAACCAGUCCCGAAUCAACAGGCAUCUCGCGCUCCCACAAUGCCAAUGGACACGCGAUUUCCUCCGCCGCCCAAACGUGCCAGUUUUGAUGAAGGUGAGCCUCUGCCGACGACCACGCCCAAGGCGCAGACAUUUGGCGGAGAUUUUCCCAAGCGUCCGGCGGCAAGAGCAUACGCCAACGACUCAGACGAAGCAGAGGAAGCCGCGGAAGAACUGUCGACCGCUAAAUCGGAGUAUCCAGACUCGACGCACACCAACAGGCGACCUCCAUUUUGCAAGGGCGGUCUGUGGGAGAUACCCACCAAGUCUGACUCGAGAAUCGCUAAAGUCUGUGGUCAAUAUCUGUGUACAGCUGGCUAUGUCACUCGAGUAUUUGACAUGACUUCGGGCGAGCAAAUCAUGAGCAUCAACCACGGCGAAACCGUCAAGGUGACCGCCGUGGCCUUCAAACCGGCGGCGGAGCUGACGAAGGAAGGUACCAGACUAUGGCUGGGUACGAAUACCGGAGAUAUCAUGGAAGUAGAUGUGGCCACACAUACCAUCUUGACGACCAACUCCUCACACAAUCGUCGAGAAAUUGUUCGCAUACUAAGAAACCGAAAAGAUCUAUGGACCCUCGAUGACGAUGGCAAGCUCUUUGUGUGGAAGGCUGAUGAGACAGGUGUCCCGAAUUUGAAAUACAGCCAUGUAUCUCUGAAGGUCCAAAGGGGCCAUUCCUUUUCGAUGGCCAUUGACGGAAACCUGUGGCUUGCUACGGGCAAAGAAGUCCGAAUAUACAAGCCCGGAAACGAGAAUUCGUUUUCGGCCUUGACAAAGCCACUGUCUCAACACGGGAAUGGGGAUGUGACUUGUGGUGCCUAUGCCAAUGAAGGUGGAGGGAGGGCCUAUUUUGGCCACAUCGAUGGAAGGGUGAGCAUCUACUCCACCAAAGACUUUUCCACCAUUGGAAAUAUCAAAGCGAGUGACUACAAGAUCAACGGCCUGUCUUUUGUCGGAGACAAAUUAUGGGCGGCAUUCAAGACGGGAAUGGUGUAUAUCUACGAUACUUCUACCACUCCCUGGAAGGUCAAAAAGGAUUGGCGAGCUCACAAUGGACCGGCUACCGGAGUUUUACUUGACCCAAGUAGUGUCUGGACACUCCAACGGUUACAAGUCGUGACCAUUGGCCACGACAAUUGUGUGCGGCUAUGGGAUGCUGCCCUUGAAGACGAUUGGAUCGAGACUGAAAUGCAGGAACGCGACGUCGAAUAUUGCAAAUUUCGAGAAGUACGGGCCGCCGUUGUGACAUGGAAUGUGGGCGCAUCAAACCCCUAUGACUUACGAGGCGACUUCAUUGCCGACGCCAUUCAUCCCGACGAUCCUCCCGAAAUUCUCGUGUUUGGCUUCCAAGAAGUGGUGGACCUAGAAGAUCGCGCCGUAACUGCGAAAAGCAUCCUGGGUUUCGGCAAGAAGAAAGAUACGGUGAAAACCGAACAACAUCAAAGUCGAGUCUAUCGUGAAUGGCGAGACUACCUCAGCAAAAUCAUCAGCCGUUAUACCAGUGCACGCUAUGCUUACUCAGAACUCCAGACGUCCAGCCUGAUCGGCUUAUUUCAGUGUGUGUUCAUCAGACAGGAAGAACGACCGCAUGUCCGCAAUUUGCAAGCCGCCAGUGUGAAGCUUGGCUUGAAGGGUCACUAUGGCAAUAAAGGCGCGCUCGUCACCCGCUUCGUCUUGGAUGACAGCUCGGUCUGCUUCAUCAAUUGUCACCUCGCGGCCGGUCAGACGCAGACCUCACAUCGAAACAACGAUGUAGCAAGUAUACUCGAAGCUGAGGCCUUGGACCCCGAGCCGGACCCAGAUGUCCGCAGCUCUCUGUACGUAGGAGGCGGCGACGGCACACAAAUCCUUGAUCACGAAAUUUGCGUCCUGAACGGCGACCUGAAUUACCGCAUUGACGCCAUUCCACGCGAUACAGUCGUCAACAUGAUCAAGCGCAACGAACUCGCGAAACUUCUGGAACGAGACCAAAUCAUGGUCUCACGCCGUCGCGUCUCCGGCUUCCGACUCUCCCCUUUCAUCGAGCUACCCAUCACUUUCGCUCCGACGUACAAAUACGACGUGGGCACCGACAACUACGACACCUCAGAAAAGAAACGGUCGCCAGCUUGGUGCGAUCGGCUGCUCUACCGGGGCCCAGGCCGCGUGAAACAAAUCGAAUAUCGCCGCCACGAAGUGCGCACCAGUGACCACCGCCCAGUGAGCGGUGUAUUCAAGCUCCGUGUCAAAACCAUCGACGCGCGGAAGAGAGCCAAGGUCAAAGAAGACUGUUUCCAGCGAUUUAGCGAAGUUAGAAAGCAUAUGGCGGAGCGCGCAAGUGUGGAGUACCUGGUCACGACUUUGGGUGUGGGUGAUCAGGAGGCGAAGAGGUUGAUUGCGGCCAAGUGA
This is a messenger RNA of Rhinocladiella mackenziei CBS 650.93, 3783 nucleotides long. RefSeq lists its product as uncharacterized. The transcript has a single exon. Gene Ontology annotation, molecular function: phosphatidylinositol-4,5-bisphosphate 5-phosphatase activity; protein binding. The record is from RefSeq and is a predicted model, not a curated record. The coding region runs from base 1 to 3783 and encodes 1260 amino acids. Gene Ontology annotation, biological process: phosphatidylinositol dephosphorylation. NCBI's taxonomy places the organism in Eukaryota, Fungi, Ascomycota, Eurotiomycetes, Chaetothyriales, Herpotrichiellaceae.